UCUCUAGUUUGGGGAUAACAGAAUUUGUGGCUGACUUGAUGAUAAUCAUCCCCGUUACGGUCAAGAUGUGAAGACGUUUACGAAAUUGUGUCUACAUACAUUUACCUAUUUAGAUCAAGUAACGAGGAAACAUUUACCUAUUUUUAUAUUUUUUGAAUAAUUAUCUAUUUAUUUCUUUUCAAGUUAAAAUGUAUAAUGAACUCUAGAGCCACUAACUUCCAUACCUGUCACUGGUGUUGUCCCAUGUCCCAACUUCAACUAACCACCUCUCAUUCCUCAUCUUUCUUCACCGCAGUACACAAACACAGAGACCACCACCAUUCACGUAUCUACGUCAAACCCCCUACAACCUUCAAAAGCUUUCUUCUCCAUUCUUGGUCCAAUCCCAUUUCAAAGCACAUGACUUUAUACCUGAGCUCCCCACCAUGGCUCUCUAGCCCAUCUCCACUCCUCCCCCCUCAUACCAACACCAACUCCUUGUUCUUCAGACUCAGCCUCACUUCAGUCUGCUUCCCGAAGUUCAUUACAACAAAGGCGUCGUCUUUGGGCGAGAGUGAGAGCGCUAAUGGGACUGCGGAGGACUCUGUUUCUGAGCUUUUGGACGAUACCUUGUUAAGUAGAGUUUCAGGUGCUAAAGAUGCCCAAGAAGCACUAAAGACGUUUGAUGAAAUGGCUGAGAGCAAAAAUGGGGGUGUCGUGAGUGUUUCUGAUUGUUGUAAUAUUAUCUCGGCUGCCCUGAAAAGGAACAACCCGGAACUGGCCCUCUCUGUUUUCUAUGAAAUGCGAGCCAGUUUUGAUCAAGGUGUUGAUGAAAAUGGGCCCGGCUGGAAGUGGUCCAGACCAGACGUGAGUGUUUACACAACAUUAAUUCUGGGUCUGGCUUCAUCACUAAGAGUUUCCGAUGCCAUUAAGGUGAUCAACAAUAUAUGCCGAGUGGGAGUGUCUCCAGCUGAGGAGGUCCCUUUUGGAAAAGUUGUGAGGUGUCCAAGCUGUAUGAUAGCUGUUGCUGUUGCACAACCGCAACAUGGUAUUCAGAUAGCAUCGUGUGCAAAGUGCUCCUACCAAUAUGAACUUGUUUCUGGGAACAUAGACAGCAUUGUGUCAGAAGAAAUCGGCAUGGAUACUCCAGCUUGGAAAAGGGCACUGAGAUUCCUGCAGAUAUUGAAGGAAAAGAUUCCUGCUGCUGUUCACUCCAUUGUGGUCCAAACCCCUUCAGGUAUGGCUCGUACACAUAGGUUUGCCACUGAAACAGUUGAUCUCCCAGCACAGGAAGGAGAAAGGGUAACCAUUGCUCUUGCAGCGCCACUAAGUGUAUAUAGAGAGUUGGGUCCCUUCAAACUUAGUCCAAAGGCCCCUAAUUUUUACCCCAGUGAACCUAUCUGCUUGACAAACCAUGAAGAUGGCCGGGAGUCCCAACUAUUAAGAGCCCCUACAAAAGAUGGUGGCACGUUGCUUACAAACCCUUCCAUACUUUUUCCAAUUGUUGCUGUUCUGGCCAGUGGCAAUGCUGCCUCUGGAGUAAUAGACCCCAGCCUCCCUCAAUUCAUUUCUGUCGCUGCAGUAACAUCUCUUGCUGUUGGAGUUACCCUCAAAACAUUGGUUUUGCCCCAAUUGAAUCGUCUUCCUCAGAGAGUAGUGGACACGGUUGCUAUCAAACAGCAGCUAUUAUCUCAAUAUGAUACACUCCAAUCUCGUCUAAAGGGCCUUAAAGAAGCUGCUCAAAAAGAGGUCUGGAUGUUGGCUCGAAUGUGCCAGCUUGAGAACAAGAUUUAUGCUGUAGGAGAGCCUUCUUAUCGUGCUCGGAGAAGUAAAGUCAAAAGGGUUCGAGAAGACUUGGAAAAUUCUCUCAGGGGAAGAAUUGAGCUGAUUGACAGCUAUGCGAGGAUUUCUUCCAUGAUCGAAAUUGAGGUAGAAUUGGACUCUGAUGUUCUUGCUGCUGAACAAGCAAGCAAUGUGGAGAGUAUUGCGGAACAAAUACAACAAACCAUGGAACUAGAAAAUCUUGAAGAGAGAUGGAGAAUACAAGUAGAAGCAAAUGAUGAAGCAGAAAGACUUCUUAGUUCCCAACCACUACCCACAGAACAGAUGUAGGAUUUUAUCUGUGGUGUAUCAUGCAUUUCGUCCAAAAUGUUGUAUUGGUUGGAUGUUGGAUCAAUCCAAGGGCAUGCACAUACUCUUACAUUCUACAGAACACUGCCGAUCGAUUAUAGUUUGUUCAAUGAGGUCCGGCCUUUUUUAUGGCGAACGAAAUCAUUAAGUGGCAUGACCGAAGAUGGAAGACUUGGUUCAACAAGUCAUUUCAGUGGUCGACUUGUAUAGUAAAUGAAGAAUGAACUAGCGCACACUAACUUACUUUUUAGAAUACAUACGAAGCUAAAUAGCCCUCCUUAUUUUUACCCAAACAAUCUCAAACGUGAGAUAUUGUAUUCCUUCUUUUUCCGGUCUGAGAGACUGAUAUGCCAUAAUCUGUUACUUGUACGGUGUAGAACUUAGUCAUCAACUCGGUAACACCGUAACAACAUGAAAUUUUCACCUCCGUUGUAUAGUCUUAAAAUUCGAUCUAACGA
Messenger RNA from Argentina anserina (silverweed cinquefoil), 2567 nucleotides. RefSeq lists its product as uncharacterized. Lineage: Eukaryota; Viridiplantae; Streptophyta; Magnoliopsida; Rosales; Rosaceae. The transcript has 12 exons. Gene Ontology annotation, molecular function: protein binding. Bases 196 to 2091 code for a protein of 631 amino acids. The record is from RefSeq and is a predicted model, not a curated record.